This is a messenger RNA of Candidula unifasciata, 720 nucleotides long. The record is from the annotation of a GenBank genome assembly. NCBI's taxonomy places the organism in Eukaryota, Metazoa, Mollusca, Gastropoda, Stylommatophora, Geomitridae.
AUGGUGAGGUUACGAACCGACCUGCUCAGCAACUACAGCGUGGGAGUGCUGCCACUGCGCAACCAGAGCAUAUCGCUGUCGGUGAACAUGUCCUUCUUCCUAAUCAUGAUCCACAAUCUGAACAUGAAGAACCAGAUCAUGACUGCCAGCGGCUGGCUAAAGUUUGAAUGGUGCGAUGAGUUCCUACAGUGGAGCCCCAACACGUACGGAGGUAUAGAUGAGCUUAUACUGUUCCAAAAAGACGUUUGGCUUCCGGACAUUUUCGUAGAGAACACGGCCCAGCACUACCGAGAACUGGGCAACAACCAGAUGUUGAUCAGCGUCAAAAGCUCGGGAAUGGUUCACUGGGAACCAGGCAUCAUCACGGAGACUAGCUGUGCUGUCAACAUCGGCAAAUACCCUUUCGACACGCAGGUGUGCGACAUCCGCUUCCUCACCUGGAUGCACACGAAUAAAACCCUGACUGUAGCCCCGGAACUGGACGUCAUCAACCUGGACGCCCUCUUGGGGGGAGGGGGAGAGGGGGGGGGAGACAAGAGAGGGGGGGGGGGGGGGGGGGGGGGGGGGGGAAGCGGCGAAUGGGACAUUACGAAAACGGAGGCCAACGAUUACCGCUACCCGUCCACCUACAGGGCUUUAUUAUAUACCACUUGCGUGUGUGUUUUAUUUCUUCUAAAUAUAAUGAUGGUCAUCCUCGCAACGCCAUGUCUGCAUGUGUUU